Molecule: messenger RNA, 6934 nt
Organism: Porites evermanni
Lineage: Eukaryota; Metazoa; Cnidaria; Anthozoa; Scleractinia; Poritidae
Source: the annotation of a GenBank genome assembly
AUGAAGGUUAUUUGUGCAGGCUUGUGCAAGACAGGAAAAACAUCCCUGGCUAAAGCUUUAAGAAUCCUUGGCUUUACAGUGUUUGAUUCUGCAGAACACAGGAAAUUUCAUCUUGAUCAAUGGUUCGCUGUUUAUUUCAAAGGAAAAUCCCCGGAUUUUGCAGCAAUGUACAAAGAUAUCGACGCGGUGGCCGAUUUGCCUCCUGCGUUUUGGUUUCAAGAAAUCUACGAAGCUUUUCCGGAUGCGAAAGUCAUUCUUACUUUAAGAGACGACGAAGAAAUUUGGGUGAAAAGUUUUAGCAAGCAAAACGAAUUUGAUCAGACGCAAGAAGGAUUUUUUAACAGGCUGAUUAUCAAGUGGCCUCAUGUAAUCAUGCAGUGGAUACGGGGGAAAAAACCGGUCUUACAUCUCCUUGAUACCGCUAUGUUAACAGCAGCUUUUGGAAGCCUAAAUUCAAAGUGUACUGUCCUUUUCAAGAAGAAAUACCGCGAACAUAACGAGCGAGUUCAAGCGGUCAUCCCAAAGGAUAAACUGUUGAUUUACAACGUAAAUCAAGGCUGGAAGCCUCUGUGCACCUUUCUUGGGUGCAAUGUUCCCGCCCUGAAAUUUCCAAGGGAAAAUGUGGCGUUAUCCGACUCAAAGCAUCGGUUAACAGCCAGACUGCAGCAGCGGAAACGCGACGCGUUCGUUAUCCUUGUAAUUUGUGCUUUGCUUGUAAGCGUAUGUUAUUCAGCAUGGUUCUGCUUAAUUAGUCAAUGAUCUAAGGUAGGAAAAGAUUAAUUAGAAGACUGUGCAUGGUUUGUGUAUCCCUGUAGCCAAAUUCAUUAUGAUAUGGUAGGGUUUCUCUGAAACUAAGACAGAAAUCUACACGAACUCAAAUAAGCCAACAAUCAGUUGCUAAGAAUUAGACUGCUAUGCUCUAAGUACUCGCCUUGAGUGUAUAAACUCUUUUUUAUAAUACAAAAUAAAUUUUAAGAAUAUUUUAGGAAUAAACCCGAGGCUGAGAAUUUGAGAAGGAUUUGAAAAUCUGUAAAUACAGUACAUUUUAUGCUUAAACUUGAAAUCAUACAUUGUAAAGCGGAAUUUGCCAUAAGCUAUAACUUUUUAAUGAAGAAUAAUUCAUGCAAGAAUAUAUUCCGUCUAAAAUCGACAAAAUAAAUAAGAAUAUUCAGCCUGGGCCGAAAAAAACAACAUUCUUAAAAAAAAUGUAUGAGAGUAUCCUUGCGUUUCCCUACCAUUCUAAAAUAUGACUACAAGCAGUACUAUUGCUGUAGAUUUACAAUUUACUAGCCUGAAGUAAUUUUACUCAACAUUUGUUAAAACUAUCACUGACCCUUGCGGUAAUGAUAGAUGCGAAACCUAUUAACGCUGGUUCUAAAGUCAUAGGCAGCUAUAGGCUGUGCAAAUCCUGGUUCAUUAUUUAGACAAACAUCAACGCUAGGCUGAUUCAGUCCCAAACUAAGACCCCCCAUGUUUGCGCAGCAGAACCAACGCUUAUUUGAGCUCGGAUUACCUGAGGCUGUAUUCGCGUAUUUACCGGCUAUGCCGCCAUGACAUUAAAUUUAUUCAAAAAGUGACCACCAGAAAGAAAAAGCGUGAAGUUGUCCUCGCUACCAUAUUGCAGUCGUUUCAGUAGGGUCAGCGAGCCACAGUGUGAGUCUGUCCUAGGGUAUAUAAUUGCGUGUGAGUCUGUCAACAGGGUAUUGCCUACACGAUUCUGUAGAUGAAUUUUAUUUUACUUUAAGCAUUCAAAAGCAAUGACUAUUGGUGGUUUUCACUGUCACGCCAUAAAAAACGAAAAUGGAAACCUUUUAAUACAAAAAGUUUAGAAUCUGGGAAAUGAAAGAAGAUAAUUAUACAAAAAGCCUUGCCAAGAAUCAGGUCUGUACGAUACUUCAUAUGCGAGAUUAGCCUGCGAGCAAGCUCUCCUAUUUGAGCAAGCGAAGUGAGCCUCGCGAGAACGCGCGCCGCUCGCUCGCGCGUUCUCGCGAGACUCGCUUCACUCGCCCAAAUAGGAGAGCUUGCUCGCAGGCUAAUGCGAGAUAUUUGGAAAAACGUUUUACCCAAUUUUAUAAAGCUUUGUAUGGAGGCGCCAUGUAUGGAGGCGCCUUUCAGGAGCACAAAUAUGGCCGCCGGAAACAACAGAAACAUCUGUAAAGUAGUAUUUAUUCUCAGACAAGAAAUGUUUAGAUAACAAAAUCUCUCUUGCGUGCAUUUUGUCUUUUGUCCUUUUACAGGGUAAUAAACACACAGUCGACUCCCGAUAACUCGAACCUCGCUCUAACUGCUCUAACUCGAACCAAAAUCGAUUUCUCCUGGAUUUCCGUCAUACAUUCACUAUAAUUUUACCCUCGGUAACUCGAACCCUCGAUAACUUGAACUCCCGCUAACUCAAACCAAUGUUCGUUUCCCCUCAGGUCAUUUUCUAUAUUUUACCCUCGAUAACUCAUGACAAGUCGGGAAAAACCGUCUACUGGAGUCCGUAACAAUGAAUUUUGGAUUUCCUAUUGACGUGUUGUAGGAGUAUAGUUUACUAGUGGAGGCUGAUGUUGAUUGUUACAGGCUAACAGUGUAGCCUGUACACAGGCUAGCUAACGUGAAGUAACUUUACUUCUCAAACCAGCAAAACGCAUGUCUGUUUAGGCUAUGUUUUGUUACAUUACGUUCGGAUAUUUAAUCUAGAAGUAUCUUUUAAUUUAAACUUGACAUUUCUUCAAUUAAAUGUGAUUAAAAUGUUCACUGUGCAGUAAAAACUGUUUUUAACCUUACUCUCGGCUAUUUUCUUCGAGCUCCCGAUAACUCGAACUCCCGAUAACUCGAACUUUUUUCGAUUUCCCUUGAAGGUUCGAGUUAUCGGGAGUCGACUGUAUCGGCGCAGUCUCUUUUUCUCCUGUAGCCUGCAUAACAGGCGUUAUUUUUCGCGUUAUUCGGGCGUGCGAGGAAGGUCUCAAUGUGGUUAACCGAUAGGCGGAAAACGGCCAAAAAUCUCAAUGUGUAAAAUAAUAUUAGAAGUGGAAUACUUUAUAAAAAGUAUGAUCCAUCAAGUGUUAAAUUUUUUCAAAAGAAUAGCUUAUUUCAGCCCGAGAUGAUCCUAAGACCUUUAUUUUGCUUUAAAGAUAUAAUCUAAGUACUCGCCUUGAGUGUAUAAACUCUUUUUUAUAAUACAAAAUAAAUUUUAAGAAUAUUUUAGGAAUAAACCCGAGGCUGAGAAUUUGAGAAGGAUUUGAAAAUCUGUAAAUACAGUACAUUUUAUGUUUAAACUUGAAAUCAUACAUUGUAAAGCGGAAUUUGCCAUAAGCUAUAAUUUUUUAAUGAAGAAUAAUUCAUGCAAGAAUAUAAUCAGUCUAAUAUCGACAAAAUAAAGAAUAUUCAGCCUGGGCCGAAAAAUCAACAUUCUUAAAAAAAGUGUAUGAGAGUGUCCUUGAGUUUCCCUACCAUUCUAAAAUAUGACUACAAGCAGUACUAUUGCGGUAGAUUUACAAUUUACUAGCCUGAAGUAAUUUUACUUAACAUUUGUUAAAACUAUCACUGACCCUUGCGGUAAUGAUAGAUGCGAAACCUAUUAACGCUGGUUCUAAAGUCAUAGGCUGUGCAAAUCCUAGUUCAUUAUUUAGACAAACAUCAACUCUAAGCUGAUUCAGUCCCAAACUAAGACCCCGCAUGUUUACGUAGCAGAACCAACGCUUAUUUCAGCUCGGAUUACCUGAGGCUGUAUUCGCGUAUUUACCGGCUAUGCCGCCAUGACAUUAAAUUUAUUCAAAAAGUGACCACCAGAAAGAAAAAGCGUGAAGUUAUCCUCGCCACCAUAUUGCAGUCAUUUCAGUAGGGUCAGCGAGCCACAGUGUGAGUCUGUCCUAGGGUAUAUAAUUGCGUGUGAGUCUGUCAACAGGGUAUUGCCUACACGAUUUUCUAGAUGAAUUUUAUUUUACUUUAAGCAUAUUAAAGCAAUGACUAUUGGUGGUUUUCACUUUCACGCCAUAAAAAACGAAAAUGGAAACCUUUUAAUACAGAAAGUCUAGAAUCUGGGAAAUGAAAGAAGAUAAUUAUACAAAAAGCCUUGCCAAGAAUCAGGUCUGUACAAUACUUCAUAUGCAAAAUUAGCCUGCAAGCAAGCUCUCCUAUUUGAGCAAGCGAAGUGAGCCUCGCGAGAACGCGCGCCGCUCGCAUGGCGUUCUCGCGAGACUCGCUCCACUCGCCCAAACAGGAGAGCUUGCUCGCAGGCUAAUGCGAGAUAUUCCGAAAAGCGUUUUACCCAAUUUUAUAAAGCUUUGUAUGGAGGCGCCAUGUAUGGAGGCGCCUUUCAUGAGCACAAAUAUGGUCGCCGGAAACCAACAGAAACAUCUGUUUUUGAGUUUUCCUACUAAUGCGUGAUGAAUUCUUCGCUUGAGAAACUCAUAAAGAUUAAACUGUAGUAUUUAAUCUCAGACAAGAAAUGUUUAGGUAACAAAAUCUCUCUUGCGUGCAUUUUGUCUUUUGUCCUAUUACAGGGUAAUAAAUACACAGUCGACUCCUGAUAACUCGAACCUCGCUCUAACUCGAACCAAAAUCGAUUUGUCCCUGAAUUUCCGUCAUACAUUCACUGUUAUUUUACCCUCGAUAACUCGAACCCUCGAUAACUUGAACUCCCGCUAACUCGAACCAAUUUUCGUUUCCCCUCAGGUCAUUUUCUAUAUUUUACCCUCGAUAACUCAUGUUUUGAGCCCUUAAAAAGUCGGGAAAAACCGUCUACUGGAGUCGGUAACAUUGAAUUUUUGGACUUCCUAUUGACGUGUUGUAGGAGUAUAGUUUACUAGUAGUCUACUAGUGGAGGCUGAUGUUGAUUGUUACAGGCUAACAGUGUAGCCUGUACACAGGCUAGCUAACGUGAAGCAACUUUACUUCUCAAAACAAUAAAACGCAUGCUCUGUUAAGCUAUGUUUUGUUACAAUACGUUCGGAUAUAUAAUCUAGAAGUAUCUUUUAAUUUUACCUUGACAUUUCUUCAAUUAAAUGUGAUUAAAAUGUUUACUGUGCAGUAAAAACUGUUUUUAACCUUACUCUCGGCUAUUUUCUUCGAGCUCCCGAUAACUCGAACUCCCGAUAACUCGAACUUUUUUCGAUUUCCCUUGAAGGUUCGAGUUAGCGGGAGUCGACUGUAUCGGCGCAAUCUCUUUCACUCCUGUAGCCUGCAUAACAGGCGUUAUUUUUCGCGUUAUUCGGGCGUGCGAGGAGGGUCUCAAUGUGGUUAACCGAUAGGCGGAAAUCGGCCAAAAAUUUCAUUGUGUAAAAUAAUAUUAGAAGUGGAAUACUUUAUAAAAAGUAUGAUCCAUCAAGUGUUAAAUUUUUUCAAAAGAAUAGCUUAUUUCAGCCCGAGAUGAUCCUAAGACCUUUAUUUUGCUUUAAAGAUAUAAAAAAUACAGGUUAAUUGAUAUUUAACUUUUUGAAACAAGAGAAGUUAAUUUUUUAACUUUUUUGUUAACCGCAACUGAAAAAAAUUAACCGAUAGCCGUAAAAAAGCCAAAAUUUUAGCCGAUAACCGUAAAAGCCACCACCCCAUUGAGACCCUCUGCGAAGGCCCGGGAUGAGAGCGAGGAGGGCUAGACCCCGGGGGGGAGGUACUCCCAUACAUUACCUAUACGGGUAUAUACCGCCCAACGGGGUCGUGAUUUUGGAGCUCCUGAUUUAGAACGGGGUAUCCAUUUCAGAGGCGUUUUCUAGAACGGGGUAUAAUAUUUCGAACGCGCGAAAGCUCCAGUUUUGUAAGCAGCCAUUUGAAAUUAUUCAAGGACAGAUUGCUUUUAAAAAUACGGUUCAAUGCGUUAACAAGCAAACUGUUGUACUCUUGUUGCACCCUAGAACGGAGUAUAAAAAAUUGGCCCAUUUCUAGAACGGGAUAUCAGUUUUAGGGGAAUUUUUUUUUUUUAGAACGAGGUGCCAAUUUGGAGUCCCGGGCGGCACAUACCCACCCAAAAAAUACCCAAGUGCGCCCCUGGGGGGCUAGACACACUCGAGGGGAGAAGCGCUCCUCGCUUGCUAUCUAUGGAUAAGUUGAUAAGUUGAUAGUUGAGGCAAAAUUUUGCUUGUGCUAUAUCUUUUGAAACACUUAUAUAACACUUCGGCUAUUUAAGAGGCGAUUUAGAUAAAUAUUUACAAAGACAUUGAGGAAUGAUCGACGUUUAGAAGGGGUUGUGUUUUAUUUGGUAGAUCGCGAUUUAUAUAUGGCAAUGCUUUAAGCCACAGUUGUACUAAAUUGGGAAAUCGUGAUUUUGAGUCGAAGUUCGCGGAAAUAAUCGGUCAAGAGAAAUAAGCAUAAUCCGUCAUCAUCCCUGUUAUAUAUUAACGCCUUUUAGAUCUUUUUAUAGCGCCCUUUUAGAAUUUCGCCCGAAACAUGGCACACUACAGUCUGCCAGGUUUAGGGUUUUCAGUGCCAGCUCGUGAAGUAUCUGCACAGAAUUUCGUGGACACUAAAUUGUCGGAAAAGUCAAAUUUUGAGACUCCCGAAGGAGUCCCGACUAAAGUACGAGUUCCAUGCAAAAAACCCUGAGUGAAGUUUUAUCGUUGAGCUACAUUUAUUUAAAACCGCAAAAUCCAGUAAAAGAGAAAUCAGGCUUUACAAUUUCUUGUGUAAAACAAUCGCUAGUCAGGUUUCGUUUACAGGAAAUGUGUCAGUUUUUCCUUUACAAUUUCCUUUCCCACCAAAUUUAAUUAAUAAAUAGUUCACUCGCCCAAAACCUUUUCAAGAAUUUAUAUUUAAAUGAUUCCCAAAAGCCCCGAGGUGUAUGAGGUAAACAACUCUUGUUCAUACCACAUAGACACGUGCAGCGAGAAACCUCCAAUCAGAAAUUAGUAUUCAAAUCAAAACGUUGCCCCGCGCUUCAUUCAAAAAUUGAUAGUUUCGGUUGCAAAAAGCUGCUUGCGAAGGUUACUCAGAGAAACACGCACGACGCUCCCAUUAA